Molecule: messenger RNA, 1005 nt
Organism: Cyclocybe aegerita
Lineage: Eukaryota; Fungi; Basidiomycota; Agaricomycetes; Agaricales; Hemipholiotaceae
Source: the annotation of a GenBank genome assembly
AUGGCUGCAACAGGUGCCUCGACAGAUUCUCUCUCACCUCCCUCCUUGAGGCUGAGACGUCCUCUAAGGAUGAGCCAACUACCCGCCCGGCUCCCAUUUUUUGACCCCCUCCUCCUGCUGCCUGCAUUGGACGACCUUGGUUGCCUGGCCUCCCCCCCUUGCAUCCCCGCCUCUAAGAAGCAUAAGGGUGUCGAUCAUCCAGUGCCUCCUCCUCCUCAAAAGAAGAGUAAGGUCGCCUACUCCUGCCCUGGUCUGCCCCUGCUGAUCAACCACACCACCAAGCCCAAGCCCCGUUCAACGACGUGGGCAGGGAUUGCUCAUCAGGCUGCUACAAUGCCUCCCCUGCCUCCUGGCUUGGGACUGCAGCAUAGUGAGCCUACUCCUCUGCCCUCAUUCCUGACUGGACUGAUGAAGACAUCAACUCAUCACUCCGUCCCAUCCUUCACUUCUGAGGGUCCUACCUGGAAGCAAAUCCUUGUGUCGUUCAGGGGUACCCCUUCUGACCUCACAAAGUUCUUCACCGAGUCGGCCGUGCGAGUGGUCAAUGGAUACCUCAGGGAUGGCCAUUCCAUGUUGAAGGUCACCUCCAUCAGUUGCGCUUACGAUGGCAUGUCGUUGACCACCCCCACUAUUGCAAGCCUGUCCGACCUGGACAUUGUUUGCAACUUCGUCCACAAUAGCCUUCCAAUGGAUACUCGACGUCCCUUACUUCAAUCCAAAGAACGGAGGAAGAUCACCCAGGAGGUGCUUGAGAAGGCCCUCCGUGCCUCAGUUCACACUGAGGUCUUUGCAUAUCUGAGCACCAAGCCUUGGAUCGACUGCAACUUGGCGCACUCAACAUCGUGCACUGUGUACUGCAACAUCUGGGACUCCCAGCAGGGAACCCGCACCAAGAAGGCUUUAGGCCAACCCGUUUUCCUCACAGGGUGCACUUCUAUAAGCCAGGAACAUGUAUCAGACCCAGCAUUUAGCCAGUGUGAUCUCAUAAGUCCAGAGUGUGUUUGA